This is a messenger RNA of Quercus robur (English oak), 1728 nucleotides long. RefSeq lists its product as uncharacterized. NCBI's taxonomy places the organism in Eukaryota, Viridiplantae, Streptophyta, Magnoliopsida, Fagales, Fagaceae. The record is from RefSeq and is a predicted model, not a curated record. The transcript has a single exon. Gene Ontology annotation, molecular function: RNA-DNA hybrid ribonuclease activity; nucleic acid binding. The coding region runs from base 1 to 1728 and encodes 575 amino acids.
AUGUUUGCACACCAGAUAGGCAUGAAUGUUCAGGUUUACGUUGACGGCAUGUUAGUCAAAAGCCUGCGCGAAAAAGAUCAUCUGGACGACCUCCGAGAAACAUUCAACACACUUCGAUCAUUCAACAUGAAGCUAAAUCCGAGCAAGUGCGCGUUCGGGGUCACGGCGGGAAAGUUCCUGGGUUUUAUGGUGUCCCAGAGAGGUAUAGAAGUCAACCCGGAGAAGGUACGGGCCAUAAUGGAGUUAGAACCCCCGAGGACGGUCAAGGAAGUCCAGAGUUUAAAUGGAAAGAUUGCGGCCCUAAACAAAUUCGUCUCAAGGGCGACGGACAGGUGCUUACCAUUCUUCCGAACCUUAAGAAAGUCAUUUGAGUGGACGGAUGAAUGCCAAGCGGCCUUCAACGACUUAAAGGCGUAUCUCUCAUCUCCUCCAUUACUCAGUCCUUCCGUGCAAGGUGAAGAACUCUACCUUUACUUAGCAGUCUCGCAUGCCGCAGUAAGCGCAGCUUUAGUAAGGGAGGAGGAAGGGAUACAAAAACCCGUCUAUUUUACCAGCCGUGCACUCCGUGGUGCAGAAGAGAGGUACCCCCAGAUGGAGAAGUGGGUUCUCACACUAGUAAUAGCUGCACGGAGACUUAAGCCGUACUUCCAGGCACACACAAUCAUUGUCUUAACAGACAAGCCACUGAGGAAAGCUAUGAACAGCCCGGAAGCAGCGGGAAGAAUGGCCUUGUGGGCAAUAGAGCUAAGCGAGUUCGACAUUCAGUACCACCCACGGACGGCCAUGAAAGGACAGGCAGUAGCUGACUUCAUCGCCGAAUUUACACGUGGGGAGGACCAAUUGGCAGAAGUAAAGGAACAGUGGAAAAUCUACACAGACGGGUCCUCAAACAGGCGAGCCGGGGGAGCUGGAGUCGUAAUACAAACUCCGCAGGGAGACACGAUACGAUGCAUGAUCCUCCUGGAUUUUCCAAUAACCAACAACGAGGCGGAGUAUGAGGCCUUGGUGGCGGGAUUGGACCUCGCGAAAGCCGCAGGAGCGAAGAACGUAAUUGUCCAUUGCGAUUCACAAGUGGUAACAAGUCAGAUCAAUGGCGACUACGAAUGCAAGAACGAUAGAAUGAAGAAAUACUUGGAAGAAGUGAAGUACCGGACCAACAGUAUCGAAGUCGAAUUCGUUCAAAUCCCAAGGGAAGAGAACGGGUGGGCUGACCAACUAGCAAAGUCUGCAUCAGCCGAGUCCGUAGUGGUCCCCGAACAGGUAUUGUCAUUCGUGCAAACAUCCUCACUAAUCGAUAACGAAACAAACAUGCAGGUUGAGGGCUCUGAGGGCGACUGGACUACGCCAUUGAUCGCCUACCUAAAGGCCGGAGUGUUACCGGAUGAGAAAGGUGCCGCUAGAAAAUUGAAGGUCCAGGCAUCACGGUUCGUGCUGAUAAAAGACAUCCUGUAUAAAAGGGGUUUCUCUCGACCAUACCUGAGGUGUUUGUGCAAAGAAGAGGCGAAUUAUGUAAUGAGAGAGGUGCACGAAGGUAUCUGCGGAAACCACUCAAGGGCGCGAUCGCUGGUGCAUAAACUGAUCCGUGCAGGGUACUACUGGCCUACAAUGAUGAAGGAUGCGCAAGCCUACGUCCAAUCUUGCGACAAAUGCCAGAGGUUCAGCAAUUUCAUCAGGCAGCCGUCCGAAGAUCUGACACCUAUGACGGCACCCUGGCCGUUUGCGCAAUGA